CAAGAUCCAGGUUCGUCAGGGACCGGCCUCUUGCCGGCUCGCAGGAGGGCGGGGCCUCGAGCUUGGGGGCGGGGCCUACACCUCGGGGUCCGCCCUCGCUGUCUAGCCUCUUGCCGUCAUCCGCCUCACCCCCGUUCUUUUCGGUUAUUUUCUGCUACGACCGUUCCCCGCCCUGCCCUGGGCCCAGGGGGCCGCGGUCUGAACUUUGGUCGGCUGGAGAAGUCGUCCCCGACCUCCUUCAAAAAUGGGGAACGUGCAGUCGGAGCCGUCCGCGGGCGGGGGCUCCCGAAAAGAGCAGGCCUCGGACCGCUCCUCUGACUCCCGCCGUAUGUCCCUGGUGGAGCCAGAGGUGACCCCCUCCUCCCCGGCCAUGCGCCUGGCUCGCGGGCUGGGCGUCUGGUUCCCUGGCAGCUCCGCGCCGCCGGGAAUCCUGGCACCCCCGGAGCCCCAGGCCUCACCCUCGCCCUUGCCCCUGACCUUAGACCUGCCCUCACCGGUGACACCCCUUUCGGAGGAGGCGGCUGCGGCCGCUGUCUCCACACCACCCCCGCCCCCCGUGGGGACCCUGCUGCCCGCACCGUCUAAGUGGCGAAAACCCAUGGGCACUCCGAUGCCCCGGAUCCGCGGUCUGCGGGAGGCGAGCCACCGCGGCCAGGGCGAUCCUCCGAGCCUUCGUCCGCUGCCGCCGCCGCCCAGGCAACUCAGUGGAGAGGUCCCCAACUCUGUCCCGAGGGCCCCAACCCCUACUCCGCCGCUCUUGGCGCCGCGGAAGCCGCCACCACUGCCACCUUCCGACCGGCAGCCCCCGAACCACAGAAUCACUUCUGCUCUGGCCACACCCGCCACAACUCCCACCGAAAGCCAGGUCGGGUGCAGCAGCGAAGGCCCGACGGCCCGCGGAGCCCGUAGAGUGGCGCCUCGCCAAGCAGGCGAGGGCGAAACGGCCCGGCCGGCUGUCUCCGAGUCCGGCCUGAGCCUGCUGUGUAAAGUCACCUUCAAGUCGGGGCCCCCUUUGUCCCCAGCGGCAGCGUCGAGUCCCUUAGCUGCCAAAGCCUCGCUCGGGGGCGGCGGAGGCAGAGGACUCUUCUCCGCGGCCUCGGGUUCCAUCUCUUACGCCGAAGUCCUGAAGCAGGGGUCCCUGGCUCCUGGGACGGUGAGACCCUCGGGAGAGCUCCCUCGGAGGAAUCAGGAAGCUGAAGGCGGUGGAGACGGCGAGGGGUGUUCUGGACACCCCUCGGCGCCUGUGUCCCAUGCCAGGGCCCUUCCGCCGCCACCCUACAUCACCUUUCCAGGCUCGAAGCCCAAAUUUGACUGGGUGAGCCCUCCCGAUGGCCCUGAACGCCACUUCCGCUUCAACGGAGCCGGCAGCAGUGUCGGGGCGCCCCGACGGCGCGCGGCCGUGCUCUCAGGGCCCUGGGGCUCUCCACCGCCUCCGCCAGGAAAGACGCACCCAGCUCCCGGGCCCCGGAGGCCUGCACCAGCCCUGCUAGCGCCGCCUAUGUUCAUCUUCCCGACGCCCACCAAUGGCGAGCCUGUGAGCCCCGGGCCGGGAGACCCAAAGGAGUUGCCGCCGCAGCCGCCGCCCACGCCACCCCCCACGCCUCCUCCAGUGCCACCGCCCGCACCGCAGCCUCCCGCGCUCCAGCCAACGCCGAGGCCCGCGGCCCUCCCUCCCACCCCAGCCCCAGUGCACUUGGAGUCGGCCUUGGCUCCCGCCCCGGCUCCCACUCUGCCUUUCGCCUUGGCAGCCGACCAGGCCCAGGCCCCAUCCCCGGCUCCAGCUCCCACCAUAACAGAGCCAGCGCUGCCUGUGCCCGCGCCCAUCAAGGUCCGCACGCGCAGGAACAAGGGUCCCCGCGCAGCCCGGGGUGCGACCCGCGAGGAUGGAGCCCCCGGAGAUGGCCCUCGCAAACGUAUUGCAGCCACCAUGACUGACAGAGGUGGUGGAGGGGGUGGUGGCAGCGGGGCUCCUCCAGCAGGGACAGUUAACACGGGCAGCGCCGCUCGCCACUGGCCGCCCUUCCAGGUGCUCAACUCUUGUCCCUGCAAGUGCUACUGCCGCCACCAGCCGCGUCAGCGCCGUCUACCACGCAACGUGUCUGCCUGGCUGAGCACGCCCACCAACCACCUGAGUGAGCCGCCCUGGGUUACGACCAUCAAGAUGGCUGGCUCCCUGGUCGCUGGGCUGGAGCACUGCGAUUUGCAGUCCACCUAUCCCAACUGAGUCCAGUCUGCUGAGUGCCCUCCGCCUCCACCUCCGUGACAAUAAAAUAACCAUCCAGAUGUCUAGC
Messenger RNA from Suricata suricatta (meerkat), 2291 nucleotides. It is a transcript of the gene GGN, whose product is annotated as gametogenetin. Gene Ontology annotation, molecular function: ubiquitin protein ligase binding. Gene Ontology annotation, biological process: double-strand break repair; gamete generation. The record is from RefSeq and is a predicted model, not a curated record. Lineage: Eukaryota; Metazoa; Chordata; Mammalia; Carnivora; Herpestidae. The transcript has 3 exons. The coding region runs from base 245 to 2224 and encodes 659 amino acids.